GCUCUUGAACCUCUCCAAAUUGCUGACUUGCCCAGUGUCUGAAGGGGUAAGGUAGGGACAGAGCGACCACGACUUCAACUUCCGUCAAUUCAAUCCCACGGCUGACAGCUCAAUCGCCUCAACAGCUGUCCAGGAAGCUGUCGCAACCUCCUAAUACCCUGAUUUCAGCCAGUCCUCAGUUGAUUAGGAGUCGCGACCGCCCUGAGCGACGAUAUCUUCAAAAUGCCUUCAGGAUACUCCUCCCGCGAAGACCCCGGCCAGAUUAAAAAGAACAAGCAAUCGAUGGCGGAUCUUAAGCUACGACGUCUCACAGAAUUGAACACACGUUUGAGGGAGGACUUGGAAAGGGAGCGUAUUCCAGUUUCGCAAGCAUCGAAAAGCAUCAUCUCGUAUACGAACAGCACAAAAGACUUCAUGGUACCAUCUGUCUGGGGCACUGUCGACAAGAAGGACGACCCAUACGCUCCACAACAAUCCGGAGGCUGCUGCGCUGUCAUGUAGUCUAAUGCGACGGACGAGUUCGAGAUCAACAGGCGUUCACAGGCGUAAUGGAUGAGUCUGCAGUAAUACUUCGAUCCGCAUCAGUAGCGUUGGCGGAUGGUUUUCACGACGAGGCUCCCAACAACCGAUGGAUGAAUGGAUGAGGAGCAUGUAAUAUUUCAGUCAGUGGUGUUUUGCAGUAGGGCUGCUACUUCUUGUGUAUAAGUUACAGAAUGAUUCACGAGCGCGUGUCGUCAUGCCAUAAUCGAUGGCCCAUUUUCCUUUCCAAUCUGGACGUUCUAAUCACUCGCCCUGAAUGCAUUGUGAGCCCCAUUUUUUGUGCCCAAUCCGGUCAGUCGUGGGUGUCCACAAGCGAGCUAGAAUGCCCAGCGGCGAAGUUUACAAC
Messenger RNA from Cadophora gregata, 886 nucleotides. RefSeq names its product Guanine nucleotide-binding protein subunit gamma (gene GNG1). The record is from RefSeq and is a predicted model, not a curated record. Gene Ontology annotation, molecular function: G-protein beta-subunit binding. NCBI's taxonomy places the organism in Eukaryota, Fungi, Ascomycota, Leotiomycetes, Helotiales, Ploettnerulaceae. Gene Ontology annotation, biological process: G protein-coupled receptor signaling pathway. Gene Ontology annotation, cellular component: heterotrimeric G-protein complex. Bases 223 to 501 code for a protein of 92 amino acids. The transcript is spliced from 4 exons.